Messenger RNA from Musca domestica (house fly), 960 nucleotides. RefSeq names its product eukaryotic translation elongation factor 1 epsilon-1 (gene AIMP3). Bases 289 to 825 code for a protein of 178 amino acids. Gene Ontology annotation, cellular component: nucleus; cytoplasm; aminoacyl-tRNA synthetase multienzyme complex. The transcript has 3 exons. NCBI's taxonomy places the organism in Eukaryota, Metazoa, Arthropoda, Insecta, Diptera, Muscidae. The record is from RefSeq and is a predicted model, not a curated record. Gene Ontology annotation, biological process: positive regulation of DNA damage response, signal transduction by p53 class mediator.
ACACUUCAUUUGGAAAAGUUUUUUAUCUUUAUAAAUUAAUUACUUUCUGAGAAUAUUCCAAUAUUUCAAUUCAGUUUUCCAUGAUCAACUAUUAACACGUCUACUGUGUAGACACUGCGCUGACUUUUAGCCGCCCAUCUGCAACAGAGGUGAGUAGCCGCAGUCAAAUCGUUUAUCCAGCUUUGUGGUCUGCAUACGUUUGCGAAGAUAAAAUAGCGUGUACAUUUAGGACCAAAAUAAAGAAGAAUACAUUUGCAACGAAAGUCUUCUACAAAAAUCUUAGAGAAAAUGUGUGAAGUUGAAGCUGUUAACAAAAUUGCCAAAUGCCUACAAGUUCCCACUGGCAAAAUCCAAUUAAAUAAUGAACAGGUCGUGACACGCAUACUCAACAAUAAAUCUGUCUCUGGAUUUGCCACAAUUCUAAAUUCCUUGGUAAAGGAAUCUAAUUCGGAUAUAGCCAAAAAUAGUACCGCUUCCCGGGAAAUUGAAGUUCAAGUCUACCAAUGGAUUGAAUAUGCCGUCCUAUACGUUGCACCUGGUUCUAAAGACAGACACUGUUCACUGCAAAUGUUGAGGGAUUUCAACAAAUUGUUCUUGAGUAAAUCCUAUUUGGUUGGCUAUUCGCUAACGCUGGCGGAUUUGGCUGUAUUCUAUGCCAUUCAUGAUUUGAUGAAAUCUUUAACCCCCAUCGACAGAGAACACUAUUUGAACCUCUCCCGCUGGUUCGAUCACUUACAACAAAUUCCCGAAAUUCGUCAAGAAGCUGAGCUUUUGAAUUUCACCACAAUCUACUUGCAUGGCUGGGCAACGGGCACACAUGUUUAAUGAACUGACUAUUUGUAUUUUCUUUGCCAUCAAUUGAACUGUAUCUUAUUAUUUUCAUUUAUUUAUAUUUCUUAACUUCUUGAAAGAAAGCUUUUAAAAUUAUCGUUAAUUUAAUAUUAGAAAAUGAAAAGUUUA